This is a messenger RNA of Manihot esculenta (cassava), 3846 nucleotides long. Its product is annotated as pre-mRNA-splicing factor ATP-dependent RNA helicase DEAH1. Gene Ontology annotation, molecular function: RNA binding. Bases 177 to 3629 code for a protein of 1150 amino acids. Gene Ontology annotation, cellular component: intracellular anatomical structure; catalytic step 2 spliceosome. The transcript is spliced from 28 exons. Lineage: Eukaryota; Viridiplantae; Streptophyta; Magnoliopsida; Malpighiales; Euphorbiaceae. The record is from RefSeq and is a predicted model, not a curated record.
UCUAGGCCCUCGUUACUAAAAGCGCAAAACCUAAAUAACUAAACCCUCAACUCUCCAUGCCUAACAUCUCUUAAACUCUCAACGCAGCUGCCCGUUCCCUCCCCCGCCCGUGUCUACCUCUCCCCUCACCCUCUGGUGUAGACGUCCACCUCCCGCCGAUUGUCUCUCUGCUGUUCAUGCUGUCAACGGCAUUGCUGCAUCCGGUGCUCGUUGCUGCGUCCGCUAGUUCUGGUUGCUUCUUUUCUCUCCUCCGCCGCUCCCUCUGGUUCUCUUCGUUGCAUCCCCUGGUCCAUUCCUUCUGCCGCCCGGUGCUGCUCGUCGCCUUUGGUCCUCGUCCUCAAUCACACCGCUGCUGCUCCUCGCCGCUACGUCAAUCACUGCAGGAAAACUGCUUUUUUCAAAGUGCAGUGUUAUUAUCAGCAGUUCUAAAACAGCAACAGCAGAAUAGAACAGCAGAUACAAUGGGUGAUAGUGAUUUGAGGACAUGGGUGUCUGAUAAACUAAUGUCAUUGCUUGGGUAUUCACAGGCCACAGUUGUUCAGUACAUAAUUGGCUUAUCUAAGCAAGCAAAUUCCCCAGCUGAUGUGCUGGCCAAGAUGGCAGAGUUUGGAUUUUCAUCAUCAACUGAAACCCGUUCUUUUGCUGAAGAACUGUUUUCUAGAGUACCUCGUAAACAAUCUGGUUUAAGUCUUUAUCAAAAACAAGAAAGGGAAGCUGCAAUUUUAGCUAGGAAGCAGAAGCAAUACGCAAUUCUAGAUGCAGAUGAUGACGACGACAACAAUAGUGGUGGUGGUGAUAGGACUGUUUUUGAUAAGUCUGUAAUUGCCGCUGCCUCUGAGCCUAAAAGAGCUGAUACACAUAAGAAGCGAUUUAGGAAGAAAACUGAUAGUGAAGAGAAUGAAGAUAAUGAGUUGCUCAGUCAAGAGAAAGAAGAUAGGCAGGUUAGACAGCGCACUUCUCAGUAUGAAGAGGAUGAUUCUGAGUCAGACGAGGAAAGGUUGCGUGAUCAAAGAGAAAGGGAGCAACUAGAACAAAAUAUCAGAGAACGGGAUGCUGCUGGCACUAGGAAGCUAACAGAGCCAAAGUUAACAAAAAAAGAGGCAGAAGAAGAGGCAUUUCGAAGAUCACAGGCUCUGGAGGAAGAUGGUAUUGGUACUUUGAGAAAAGUGUCAAGACAAGAGUACCUAAAGAAAAGGGAGCAAAAGAAAUUGGAAGAACUCAGGGAUGAUAUAGAAGACGAACAAUAUCUAUUUGAUGGCGUGCAGCUUACUGAGGCAGAAUAUCGUGAACUAAGAUACAAGAAGGAAAUAUACGAGCUUGUAAAGAAGAGAUCUGAAGAGGCUGAUGACAUAAAUGAGUACAGAAUGCCAGAUGCAUAUGAUCAGGAAGGAGAUGUUAAUCAGGAGAAAAGAUUUUCUGUGGCUUUGCAGCGCUAUAGGGACCCUAGUGCUGGCGAAAAAAUGAAUCCAUUUGCAGAACAGGAGGCUUGGGAAGAUUACCAAAUUGGGAAAGCAACAAUGAAAUUUGGUUCAAAGAAUAAAAAGCAAAUGUCUGACGAUUAUCAGUUUGUCUUUGAGGACCAGAUCGAGUUUAUCAAGGAAUCGGUGAUGGAUGGUGACAAGUAUGAUAAUGAGAUGCCUGAUGAGUCCUUGGAUUACUCUAGGGCAAAAUCAGCUUUGGAGAAGCUUCAGGAGGAGAGAAAAACUUUACCUAUAUAUGAAUAUCGAGAGCAACUACUUGAGGCUAUUGAGAGGUUUCAGGUUCUUGUUAUUGUAGGAGAAACUGGUUCAGGAAAGACCACACAAAUUCCACAGUACCUUCAUGAAGCUGGAUACACCAAGCGUGGAAAGGUUGGUUGUACACAGCCAAGGAGGGUUGCUGCAAUGAGUGUAGCUGCUAGGGUUUCUCAAGAAAUGGGUGUCAAGCUUGGGCAUGAGGUUGGCUACUCCAUUCGUUUUGAAGACUGCACAUCCGAGAAGACUCUUCUGAAAUAUAUGACAGAUGGAAUGCUCCUACGUGAAUUCCUUGGUGAGCCAGAUUUGGCAAGCUACAGUGUCGUGAUGGUGGAUGAAGCACAUGAAAGAACUUUGUCGACUGAUAUACUUUUUGGACUAGUAAAGGAUAUAGCCCGUUUUCGACCAGAGUUAAAGUUGCUUAUUUCAAGUGCAACACUGGAUGCUGCAAAAUUUAGUGAUUACUUUGAUUCAGCUCCAAUUUUUAAAAUUCCUGGAAGGAGGUUUCCUGUUGAGAUACACUAUACAAAAGCACCAGAAGCUGAUUACCUUGAUGCUGCAAUUGUAACUGUGCUUCAAAUCCAUGUGACUCAAUCCCCUGGAGAUAUUUUAGUUUUCUUCACAGGUCAGGAGGAAAUAGAGACAGCAGAGGAAAUUUUGAAGCACAGGACCAGAGGUCUAGGGACAAAAAUUGCAGAGCUCAUUAUCUGUCCUAUAUAUGCAAAUUUACCAACAGAGCUUCAAGCUAAAAUAUUUGAACCUACACCUGAAGGGGCCCGGAAGGUUGUCCUUGCAACAAAUAUUGCUGAAACAUCUUUAACAAUUGAUGGGAUCAAGUAUGUCAUCGAUCCUGGCUUUUGCAAGAUGAAAUCAUAUAACCCUCGGACAGGGAUGGAAUCAUUGCUUGUAACACCUAUUUCAAAAGCUUCAGCCAUGCAGCGUGCUGGUCGCUCUGGAAGAACAGGUCCAGGAAAGUGUUUUCGGUUGUACACGGCCUAUAACUACAAUCAUGAUUUGGAUGAUAAUACUGUACCAGAAAUACAAAGGACAAAUCUUGCUAAUGUUGUGCUCUCUUUGAAGAGUCUUGGAAUUCACGACUUAUUAAAUUUUGAUUUUAUGGACCCUCCACCUUCUGAGGCAUUGCUAAAGGCCCUGGAACUCCUGUUUGCACUGAGUGCACUAAAUAAACAUGGUGAGCUGACUAAAGUUGGUCGCAGGAUGGCUGAGUUCCCACUUGAUCCUAUGCUGUCUAAAAUGAUUGUUGCUUCUGAUAAGUACAAGUGUUCAGAUGAGAUAAUCUCUAUUGCUGCUAUGCUUUCUAUUGGAAAUUCAAUAUUCUAUCGUCCAAAGGACAAACAAGUACAUGCAGACAAUGCCAGAUUGAACUUCCACACAGGAAAUGUGGGAGACCAUAUAGCUCUUCUCAAGGUGUACAAUUCUUGGAAGGAAACUAAUUACUCUACACAAUGGUGUUAUGAAAAUUAUAUUCAGGUGAGGAGUAUGAAACGAGCAAGAGAUAUACGCGACCAGUUGGAGGGCCUUUUGGAAAGGGUAGAAAUCGAGCUAUCAUCCAAUCUCAAUGAUUUGGAUGUCAUAAAGAAAUCCAUAACAUCUGGUUUUUUCCCUCAUUCUGCAAGGCUGCAGAAGAACGGGUCAUACAGAACAGUGAAACAUCCUCAGACUGUUCACAUACACCCUAGCUCAGGGUUGGCACAGGUGCUCCCAAGAUGGGUCAUAUACCAUGAGUUGGUUCUUACUACUAAGGAGUACAUGAGGCAGGUAACUGAGCUAAAGCCAGAGUGGCUGGUAGAAAUAGCCCCCCACUAUUACCAGCUGAAGGAUGUUGAAGAUCCGGGAUCAAAGAAAAUGCCAAGAGGUGAAGGACGUGCAUCAUAGCUUGGGUUGAUUAGAGGCACUUGCAAGUUUAUUAUAGAAGACUAACUACAAAAUUUUGUAAAUUUAGGUAGCAAGUAGAUAUUAACAAAUCCAGUCUCCAGACGUGUUUGUAAAUUUAUGUUGGUGAUUACACUUCGAAUUUUUCUUGCACUCCAACAGUGUAUUCCUUUUUGUUUGUAUUGGUCUGAGAUUUAAUUGGAAAAUCCCCUUGAGAUUA